UUUUUUAAAUUAAUUUUUAAAUUAAUUUUUUAUUAUUUACAAUUCUCUUUUUGUUAUCUCGGUUUCCUUUCUAAUUUAUCCCACAUCUUCACUUAUACUCUUUUAGACAUCCCAUUGACUUUGAUUGAAGAGAUAAAGACUUUCUAUAUUUUUAUUAAAUCUCUAUUCAAUCUCUCAUAUCCUACUUUGCCUAAAAUCCCUAUAUUUUCGAGUUUUCAAUCUUAAUAAUAUUCCAACGAUUUAAUAAUUUAAUUUAAAUUUUUAGAAAAAAAUUUAUUUUAUUAUUUUAUUUAACUAUUUAAUUUAAAAAAUAUUUAAUAAUGUCUAGAGUUGGUAUUUUUGGACAAAUAUCAGAAAUUAAUGAUCACCUUUUUCUCAGCGGUGCCGGUGUUCUUCGGCCAGAGAAGCUCAAACAAAAGGGAAUUACUUGUAUAAUUAAUGCAACAAUAGAGGAACCGACAACAAAUUUAUCUGGUAUUGACUGCGUAAGAAUCCGCAUAGAAGAUUCUCCUUAUUCUCGACUUGAUAAUUAUUUUGAUUUAGCUGCAGACAAAAUCAGAUCCAUUAGAGAACGUGGAGGUAAAACACUCGUUCAUUGUGUUGCCGGUGUUUCACGUUCUGCUACUCUUUGCAUUGUCUAUCUAAUAAAAUAUGAGAGAAUGUCAUUAAGACAAUCAUAUCAUUAUGUUAAAUCCUCUAGACCAAUUAUUCGGCCAAAUCUUGGUUUUUGGCAACAAAUGGUUGAUUAUGAACGAAAACUUAGGGGUAGAUAA
Messenger RNA from Meloidogyne enterolobii, 773 nucleotides. The record is from the annotation of a GenBank genome assembly. Lineage: Eukaryota; Metazoa; Nematoda; Chromadorea; Rhabditida; Meloidogynidae.